This is a messenger RNA of Strongylocentrotus purpuratus (purple sea urchin), 2260 nucleotides long. It is a transcript of the gene psmd8, whose product is annotated as 26S proteasome non-ATPase regulatory subunit 8. The transcript is spliced from 7 exons. Gene Ontology annotation, cellular component: cytosol; nucleus; proteasome regulatory particle. Bases 39 to 833 code for a protein of 264 amino acids. Gene Ontology annotation, biological process: proteasome-mediated ubiquitin-dependent protein catabolic process. The record is from RefSeq and is a predicted model, not a curated record. Lineage: Eukaryota; Metazoa; Echinodermata; Echinoidea; Camarodonta; Strongylocentrotidae.
GAUGGCAGCAGACCAUAACGAAAGAAAGAAACGUGAAAAUGGCGUCUUUGAAAGCAACAGUGACGAUGUAUCAAGAAUUAAACAAGGAAUGGAAGAAGAAAACGCCCGAUCUAAACAAAUGCGGUGAAAUAUUGGGAAAGUUGAAGAUUGCACUUCUGAAACUCUCAUUUCUUCCAACAAGCAGCAGUCAACCAAGCCAGAAAGAAUUAUUAAUAGCAAGAGAGGUUCUAGAGAUUGGUGUUAAAUGGAGUGUGAGCAAGAGAGAUGUCCAAUCAUUUGAGAGAUACAUAGCACAACUAAAGCCGUACUAUUUUGACUUCAGGGAAAGCAUGCCAGUUUCACCAUACAGAUAUGAACUACUUGGACUAAAUCUCCUGAGAUUAUUGUCUCAGAACAGACUGGCUGAGUUUCACACUGAGCUUGAGUUGUUGCCUGCUAAGGAUCUUCAGAGUAAUAUCUACAUCAAACAUCCCGUAUCAAUAGAACAGUACCUCAUGGAAGGCAGCUAUAACAAGGUAUUCCUGGCCAAGGGCAAUGUGCCUGCAGACAGCUAUAGAGUCUUCAUGGACAUCCUACUGGAGACGAUCAGAAAGGAGAUAGCAGCGUGUGUUGAGAAGGCUUACACCAAGAUCUCAUUCCAAGAAGGAGCUAGACUUCUCUUCCUAUCAUCAUUACCUGAGGUCAAAGCAUUUGCAAAAGAGAGGGGCUGGGAGCUUGGAAGUGACAACUGCUUUCAAUUCCAGGAGGAGAAGAAGACUGAUGACGCGAUCCCAUCUUAUGAAUUAGCACUGCAGGCCAUAGACUACGCCAAGGAGUUGGAGAUGAUAGUAUAACAGGGCCAGCACUCUUGUACAGUGUAUUUAUAUUGUAAAAUGUUAAAGUCAAACACACAUUUCUGUGUAACAGAAAUCACCAAUUUGUAACAUGAUACAUCAUCUUUUAUGUUAUGUCAUGUGCCUGCUCAGUUAAAACCCCAAUUUACCUCUCUCCUGCCAACUAUCUCUCCGUAAUGUUAAAAAGAAAUAGGAUUUCCUUUUGUAUUAUGAAAUGAAACCUUCCAUGCUCCCAAUAUAGAUUUGCAAUGCUGGACGUUGUAGCCUUGCUGAAAACACAAGUCUGCGUACAUUCAUACAAAGGUAUUGUCUAAUUGUUAGUACACACACAUUGUAAAUUCACAUACCCGUUGUGAGGCAAACCAUUGUUGCAAUUAAUAUUGCGAUAAAAACAAAACAAUAGCUUUAUAUAGAUGGACAUACUAUAUUUUCAUCAAAGUUAUGGGUCUCUAGUAUCAUUAGCAAAAUUGAAUGCUUUUGUUCAUUGUCUUAAAAUACAUUUUUUCAAUAAACAUCAAAAGAGUACUUUUUGCGCCAGUUACUUGUUUUCAUGUUUUUUUUUCUAUGUCAUAAUAGUAAGUGUAAAUUAAUUUUGUUUGUGGACCCUAUAAAAAUGGGACAGUCCAGUAAUAGAUGGUUUCUAAUACUGUUAAACAUUAAACAAGGUACAAGUUAAUCAUAAAUGAUUUGAAGAAUGUUGAAAUCUUUGUAAGUCAGAUAUCUACUUAAUUUGUAUGAUGAUUUGAAGCAGAAAAAGUUUAACACAUUCUCUUGGUGGUAUCGGGUAAAUUGAUUCAUUUCCAUGAAUCUGUUUUUUCUGUUAACUUGAAUUAUGAGUAGAAUUCCUCCCAGAUUCAUGCAACACACUUUUUUAACAAGCAAGAAAAUAUGCAAUUGAUGAUGGAUUUUUCAGAUACGCAUAUCUCUUGAGUUUGAUAAAAGUUUAUGUAUUAUGUAGAAAAUGCAUUUGCUACAGUGAAUAUUUCACUGACAUUUUACAAGCAGAAGUAUUACAUCUGCUUUUCUUGCCUGUGAUAGCAUUCAAAAUAAAAGUGGUAUGUGAAUCUUAUAUCAGAGAUACUUGUUUUCAGACAAAGAUAUUUACUUGAAAUUUGGCUUUCUCACUUGAGACCAGUUUUAUGAUUCUGCAUAUUUAUGUGAAGUCCAUCACACAAAAGCCAAAAUUUGAUGUAUAACAUGUCAUGAAAAUAUCUCCUUUUUAAAGAGUUGUGAUGUUCACUUGUGGAAUCUACCUGCAUCUGUAGAGUACCAAUUUUAUACUGAUUACUAAUUCUCUUUUUCCUUUCAAAAUACCACUUUCUUGGAAGGUUUCUGUAAAGCAGGCAUAUUUUGUUCAUCUUAUUUUUUGUACACGUUUUAAUUUUUGUUCUUGUACAUGAAAUAAAUUACAAUGGAAUGUUAAGACA